UAAAAAUCAUCAGUGAAAUAAUUUUCGUGAACGCACUGCUAAAAAAUUGAGAUCCUGUUAAAUUAAAUAUAAACGCUGGUUAUAAUCGGUUCUACAUUAAUAAAUGCUUAAUUAUUCUACAAGUUUGGCUAAUAUGCGUUUUCGAUUGUUUACAGUACAAAUAAAUUAUUUCGAGCGUCUGAUAAGAUUGAGAAGAAAUGGGCGAAGAUUGGACGGUGACGGUGAACCUGAUGGCGCUUAGCGUACCGCUGGCCGUCGGGUACUUCUUUUACUGGAGGUACAAAAGGAGCAGGCUGUACGAAUUGGCCGAGAAAAUACCUGGACCGGAAGGAUACCCUCUAAUCGGCAACGCCCAUCAUUACCUUGGAAAACCUGAGACAAUAUUCGAGACUUUGAUGAAAUUCAGUAGGCAGUAUGAAAAUGUCGUUAAGAUGUGGGUCGGACCGCGACUUUUUGUCUUCCUCACUCAUCCUGCCGAUGUAGAGUUAAUCUUGAGUAGCCACGACCACAUCGACAAAUCGCCUGAAUAUAGGUUUUUUCAACCAUGGCUUGGGAAUGGGCUCCUUAUUAGCACAGGAGAGAAAUGGCGUGUCCAUAGAAAGUUAAUCGCGCCUGCGUUCCAUCUGAAUGUACUUAAAUCAUUCUUCAACCUUUUCAACAGGAACAGUAAGGCCGUCGUCGAACGACUGAAGGACCAGGUGGACAAAGAGAUCGACUGUCACGACUUCAUGAGCGAAGCGACCGUGGAAAUCUUGCUGGAAACGGUGAUGGGAGUUUCGAAGAAGAUGCAAUCAAGUGGUUACGAUUAUGCAAUGGCCGUGAUGAAGAUGUGCGAUAUCCUCCACUUGAGGCAAACGAAGCUUUGGUACAGGCCUGAAAUUAUUUUCUGGCUGUCCAAGUACAAUGGGAUGCAGAAAAAGCUUCUAAGCGUCAUCCACGGUCUCACGCGCAAAGUGUUAAAAAUCAGGAAAGACAUCUACACGAGGAACGGCGGUAGUUUUGAAGGUGUAACGAAAGACGACGAAGUAGAUCUGAAAACGACCGAAAAGAGCGAUUUUUCUUUCGGUUCGAGUAAAACGAUCAAAGACGACAUAGACCAAGACAUAGGUGAAAAGAAGAGAUUGCCGUUUUUGGACUUGCUUAUUGAAAAUUCUGAGAACGGUGUUAUUCUCACAGACGAAGAGAUCCAAAACCAAGUGGACACGAUUAUGUUCGAAGGUCAUGACACGACGGCAGCAGGCAGUAGUUUCUUUCUUUGCAUGCUGGCAGCAAGGCAGGAUAUUCAGGAAAAGUGCAUUGCCGAGAUCGACGGCAUUUUCGGUGAUUCGGACCGCGACGUCACAUUCCAGGACACCCUCGAAAUGAAGUAUUUGGAGAGGUGCAUCAUGGAAACUUUGCGCCUUUUUCCUCCUGUGCCCGCCAUAGCAAGGGAGUUGAAGGAAGAACUUAAACUAGCAUCAACAGAUCUUUCGAUACCGGCCAACUGUACGGUCAUCAUCGGUACGUUCAAGCUCCAUAGGCGAGAAGACAUUUACAAGGACCCAGAGGAGUUCAAUCCGGACAAUUUCCUGCCAGAGAACUCAUCCCAAAGGCAUUAUUACUCCUUCAUCCCGUUCAGCGCUGGCCCGAGAAGCUGCGUCGGGAGGAAAUACGCGAUGCUGAAGCUCAAAGUGCUCCUGUCAACUUUGCUCAGGAAUUUUAGAGUGAAGAAAGGGUUGGACCCGAAAAAUUGGGUCCUCCAAGCCGACAUCAUACUCAAGAGGUCCGACGGCUUUAAAAUACAGCUCGAAUCCAGAAAAUCGAAGGCUUGACUAAAGAAAAUUUAAUUUAUCUGUAUAUACUUAUGUUAUUGUUAUUAAAGUAAUCCUUCAAAUAA
This is a messenger RNA of Cimex lectularius (bed bug), 1876 nucleotides long. RefSeq names its product cytochrome P450 4g15-like. NCBI's taxonomy places the organism in Eukaryota, Metazoa, Arthropoda, Insecta, Hemiptera, Cimicidae. The coding region runs from base 198 to 1811 and encodes 537 amino acids. Gene Ontology annotation, molecular function: oxidoreductase activity, acting on paired donors, with incorporation or reduction of molecular oxygen; heme binding; monooxygenase activity. The record is from RefSeq and is a predicted model, not a curated record. The transcript has 13 exons.